Molecule: messenger RNA, 363 nt
Organism: Strongyloides ratti
Lineage: Eukaryota; Metazoa; Nematoda; Chromadorea; Rhabditida; Strongyloididae
Product: Proteinase inhibitor I25, cystatin domain-containing protein
Exons: 1
Coding region: 1-363 (120 amino acids)
Molecular function (GO): cysteine-type endopeptidase inhibitor activity
Source: RefSeq, a predicted model, not a curated record
AUGAAUAAUUUAAAGCUAUUCCUUCUUAUUAUUGCUACAGUGUUCCUUACCAUAGAAGCAAUAUCUUUACUUAAAAAACCAACGACAUAUGACUGGAAACCAAUGGAUCUUCAUAAACAUAAAGUUGAGAGAUUAGCAAAAUAUUCAUUAAAUGGAUAUAAUGCAAAGCACAACACUAACUAUAAAUUAAGACAUGUUAUUGAAGCUAAUAAAAAAAAAAAUGGAGAAAAAAAAUAUAAGUUAAAAAUGGUAGGAUAUAAAAAUUGUAAAGAUAACAGAGUAUGCUUCAACAAAUUUGAAUGUAAGAUUACUGAAGGUGCAAACAAAUCAAAAUUAUCAGAAGAAUGUGUACUUGUUGAUUAA